Molecule: messenger RNA, 744 nt
Organism: Paramuricea clavata
Lineage: Eukaryota; Metazoa; Cnidaria; Anthozoa; Malacalcyonacea; Plexauridae
Source: the annotation of a GenBank genome assembly
AUGCCAAAAGUGUCGAAAAAGAAGACAUUUCGUGGCCAAAAUCGAUGGAAUACUUUGAGUCCAAUCGAGCCUUCUGAGCUCGCUUCUGAGCCUGUUUUGUCCUCAACAUCGACGCCAUAUCGAUCAACACCAGUCAAUGAAACUGCUUCCAUACGAAAGAUAACAAGUCAAAAUAACGAUAGAAGAGAAGAUUUCGAUGGGGAAUAUGGUUAUAGACUGAUUGAACUUUCAAAUUUAGGUAAUGCAUUUCAGUCUUUACAUAAUUGUGAAUCAGGGGGAGAGUUGAAAGUUACUGAUGAUGAGGCUCGUAGAUAUGGAAAUAGCGCAGUUAUCAUAAUUGAGUGCUCUAAAUGUGACACUAAAAUUGAGCUUCAAACUUCGGGAAACAAGAAUCAGGGAUGGAACCCAAAAAAUUCCAUUGACAUCAAUCGACGAAUGGUUUACUCCGCAAUGGAAAUGGGAGUGGGGAGAGAUGGAAUGUCGGUUAUGUGUGAUAUUUUCAACAUGCCGGCGCCUCCUUGCCAUCCUAAUGCUUGGAAAAAUCAUGUGAUUGCACUGUAUGAAGCCCACAAGAAAGCUGUUUCUGAGCAGUUACAGGAAGCAAGAGACAAAGUCUUUUCACGCCACAGUGACAAUGAGUCCGAUGAGGCAGAGAUUGCUGUUAGUUACGAUGGCACAUGGUCAAAACAAGGGUACACAGCAAACUUUGGUAUUGGCUUUGUUAUUUCAGCUGACACUGGUUAG